CUACGCGGUCCAUGUAAUUUUCGUAAAAAGGGGUACAAUGUUUUGCUUCACGUAUUAAUAUAUAGAUUAACAGAUUAGGUGCUUUAAAGUUUCCAGAUUGAUCUAAUCCUCUCAACAGUAUACUAACAGCAGUGCUUCAAGGAGCUAAUUCAAAAGGUAUUUUUGAUUCGAUUUAUAGCUCAGCAAUCGCCCAACAACAACGGCUCUGACGUUAUCUCAACAUCAGAUAGCGAUAAAAUUAGAUAAUAUACCUUUAAUAUCUUAAUUGAAUUAUUGAAUACAACGGAAAACCUCUCUAGUUAACAAAUUACGACUCCUAAGAUCUUUAUCUAAUCAAGAUUCUGGACUAAAAUAAAAGUAGUGCUAACAAAGUUUUUCCAGUCAUGAUUCAGACAAUGCUGUUGUCGAUUAGCGUUGCUCUCUUAGUGUGGAUGGGUGGUGUGAAGUCGGAUCCACUUGUGGACACUCCGGCAGGGUUGAUCAGAGGUUUGCAAUCAGUAGACGGAGAGUACUCUAUGUUUCUCGGUGUUCCGUACGCUUUAGUCGAUGAAAACAAUCCGUUUGGGAUAUCCUCGCCGCAUCCCGAUUUCAAUGAGACUUUCAACGCCAUAGACGAUUCUGCCGCGUGUCCACAACUAUCACCUAUCAACGACGGAGGGACUUUACAAUGUCUCCACCUGAACAUAUACGUUCCGAAGACAGCCACCCCCCGCAACCUGCUCCCCGUCAUGGUCUGGAUCCACGGUGGCGGCUUCAGACAUGGAAGCGGUAACUGGCGGGACUACUCCCCGGAAUUCUUAAUCAAGCAAAACGUGGUUUUGGUUUUCAUGAACUACCGCCUCGGGCCUUACGGGUUCAUGUGCUUGGAGGACUCGAGAGUACCAGGGAAUCAGGGUUUGAAAGAUCAGCAUCUUGCUUUGGAAUGGGUCAAUAGAAAUAUUAAUGCUUUCGGCGGGGAUAGCAGUCGAGUCACGUUGUUCGGCGAGAGCGGCGGCGCGAUCUCUGUCCAUUGGCAUUUGCUGGCGAAUCACGAAAAGCUCUUCCAUAAAGCUAUACUGCAGAGCGGGUCCGCUUAUAUGCCAGGCACAACGGUAAAACCGGACAACACAGUGCCUUUCAAAAUUGCCGCCAAAAUGGAUUUCGUGACCGAAAACCUCGACUUAGCGCUAUCGUUUCUCGCCAAACAAGACCCGCCUGUACUAGUCAGAAAUGCCAACGCUUUGGUAGACGAAGGCCUGAUCAAAUUGAGGCCGUGCGUCGAAAAAGAAUUCGAAGGGACCUAUAGAUUCAUCACGGAUUACGCCGAAAAUUUACAAGUCGACGAGAUACAGGAUAUCCCAAUGAUUUUCGGUUUCAACGAACGAGAGAACUUGGUUUACUAUCAGAGUCAGUUCUUGAAGGUUCCCCUGAAAGACAUCCUCGGCUUCGAUGACGAACAAACGGAAUACGUGAACAAGUUUUAUUUCGGCGACGACGGACCCGUUGAAACACGCGAAGAUGAGUUCAUUGAUAUGACGUCCGACUUCAAUUUCAACCAUCCGAUCGAGAGGAGCAUGAAACAGUUCACCGAAGCCGGCGUCAAGGACAUAUACUAUUACGUGUUUUCGUACGACGGCGGCCGGAACAUGAUGAAAAUAGCCCGGAACGUGACCGCGCCGGGAGCGACACACGGCGACGAAUUGGGCUAUUUGUUCGGCACUGAUUUGAUAACCGGAAUACCCAACGACGAAGACGUACACAUGAUAGAGAAAAUGACAACGCUUUGGGGAAACUUCGCUAAGUACGGAAACCCAAUCCCGGAGACCUCUCAACUACUACCCGUGAAGUGGACUAAGAUCUCCCAGAAUACAAGACCCUAUAUUAACAUAGACAGCGCCUUGGAGUCUAAGAACAGACCAUUUAAACAAAGGCUUACAUUUUGGGACCUAUUUUACGAGUACUACGAUCAGAAAUUUCAUUUAAAACACCUAAAUACUUGCUGAAGUCAAUCCUCAAUAUUAUCAUAUACGGUGGAGCGUUAUUUAUUUAUUUAUUACACUUCAUGUAAAAAUUAGAUUGGCGGACUAAAUGCCUAAGGCAUUCUCUACCAGUCAACC
This is a messenger RNA of Bombyx mandarina (wild silkworm), 2096 nucleotides long. Its product is annotated as esterase FE4. The record is from RefSeq and is a predicted model, not a curated record. Lineage: Eukaryota; Metazoa; Arthropoda; Insecta; Lepidoptera; Bombycidae.